CGGAAAUUUUGAUACUCAAAAAUUUAGAAUCUCAACACUUUCGACGUUUUACGAUGGGAUCAUGCCAGGUAUUGGCGGAUCUAUUGUGGCGCUUGGUGCUUCGUUAUAUAAUGUUGGAUUAGAGCCCAAAACAGUUGAAAACAGAACCUCGAUAUGCGUGGAAUCACAUCGGAUAGAAGUGGACAAGUUUAGAAUAAAAGUUGUGUCGAAAGUGAAACCGAAAGUAAAGGAUCAAAAUUACAAAAGUGAAGUUUUAGCUCUGGGUGUUGUUCAUGUGAAGAUAUUGCAAGAUGAGCUUGUUUGUAUUGUUUGGAAAUUACUUUCUGGACCAAAUGGACAGUCUAGAAAAGAAGUCACACAUUAUGUUUCAAUUCUAAUUGAAGACAAUGAAUUGCAAACAAUCGGAACAUUGGCGACAACUGAAGAUGACCGAUGUGGUGAUAUUUUAUUAUGUGAUGGGCCAAUAUGUAUUUGGAGGGAUACGUCACAUCUAAUUAUUAAUCACUUGAAAGAAAAUGCUUUUGAGCAGAUCAAACAUAAAAUAUUUGUAAAUAAUGCGGUGGAUAAUCUUCAUAUCCUCACCCAUAACCGUGUCUCACGUCUUGAAACAAUUAUUUUACUGAAAGUGUCGCUUCCAAAAGAAAAUACUUCAGCAGAUGAUGAUUGGCCUCAGAUAACAGAUAGCUGUGAUGUCACAACCAUUGUGAUGGCUGUUUCUUUUAACACAAACUCAGCACAUGUACAAACACUACUUCACUGCAAUUUUAUCCCUGAUAUUUAUGCAUCAAUAAUCGUCAGCAUUUUAGCAAAUAUACAAGUGAAGAAACGGCAACAUUCUCAGUCAGUGACCCAGAAUGAAUACACUUCUGAAAUCUAUGCUACAACCAAUUUGGCUCAACUCCUAGAGUUUAUAGAUGGCGAUGUUACACGGUGCAUUGACUUGUGUUAUAUGAACAUUUUGAGAAUAGACAAGUUUGAAGCGUAUGGGGGACUCGAGUAUAUUGUCUUGGCCAAUCUGAAUGAUGAAGAUGGUUGGGAUAUAUUAAUUGUGCAAUGCAGAACAUUUGAGGUGUUCAAGACUUACCAUAGCCCCCACCAGGCCUUCAUUAGUGACUUUGUUAGUUGCGGAACUGAUCAACUCCUCAUUCUCAAUGACACACUUGAGCGCAACAGUUUUAUUCUGACAGAUUUUGGUGCGCAUAUUAUAGAUUCAAGUCAGGUUGUGGAUCAGGUACCUGAUGCAAAAGAUGAAAAUAAUACAAGCAAUAAUCUCCAGUCUGUCAUAGAAGCCUUACAAUCCAGACUUCAGGCAACUGUGGAGGAAGUGACUGUUGCUAAGCAACUAGCAGUGGACAAGCAACAGCUCAUUGAUGAUACCUGUGUUGCUAUUAAGCAUAUGACACUAGGAACAGAAUCACCAUGGACACAUGAAAAUAAGAGUGUUGACAUGGUCACCUUAACAGGAGGACCUCCUCCACAGGAGAUUAUUACCCACAAUGCUUAUCCUGGAACUAAUGUUAACCCUCUCACUCCCAAAGCUGUUAACAAGUGGUAUAGAAUAUUGGGGGACAAGUGGAUCAUUGGCCUGGAGGUGGUUAAUACAUUAGAAAGAGAGAUUCAUAUCAUUGGUGUCACAGCACAUAGCAACAGUAAAACCACUGCUACCAUGGGAACCACUGAAUCAACCUGUAAAAUAGUAACAUUGAGUCAAAAUCGACAACCUAAAGACUUCUUGGAACAAACAAAAGACAAUACAACAUCAUCUACUGUAGACAAACCACUCAACCCAAAUGACCAUGUGACAAUCUUAGUCAUUCUAGAUGUGCCAAACUUUCUGUAUGAAUCGUCACAUACUGUUGAUUUAUUGCUUCAUUGGGGAGAGAACAUUGAUGGAGAUAUGAACAACAAGUUCACAUGUCAUCUAGGACCUGCAUGCAUCAGUGCUGAGGAUAUAGUCAGUUGUAAAUAUAACACAGAGCCCACUAUUGGUAAAAUUGAAUCUUUAGAUACAGCAGAUGAAGUGCAAAAAACAAAACUUUGUUUAGAUGCUACUCAAAUAACAACUCAGUUAGAAAUCCAGAGUCAGUUCACGCACCCUGCACUGCAAAGUAUUCUUGGGAAAAUUGGAUUUGUCUGGAGUGACACCUAUCUGUACAUAAUGGAAACAGGAAUGCUGAAGAAUGUGAGGGUGGAGAUUCAAGCCAGAAAACUUAGACUGACCAUGGUGGUCAUUUACUCCAACGAUCACAGACAGUUACUACUGCUGGUACAAAUGCUGUAUAAACUGUUACCUAGUGACUGUAAAAUAUCUCUGAGUCACCACAGCAACCAUUCUGCCAUAGCAACUGCAUUAGAUGCCAUAACAACAGAAGCAAAUUAUCAGGCAAUAGCAUUGAGAAAAAUGAUUGCUAAUUCCAAUCAAAUUCAGUCUAAAACAGAGACAUUUCCAAGUAAUGACACUGGACCAAUAGACACGAAAAAUGCGGACACAGAAAUCAUGGCGUUUGAAAAUAUGGAUAAAGGUGAUAUUGCUGCUAAUAAUCUGAGCAGUAGACGAAUAUUUAUGAAACAGAGAAAAGAACAUACAAAAUCACAAAGCCUCAUAUCCUCGGAAGAAUUUAACAGUUUUAGGACAAAUUUACAAAAACUUGGAGGAAUAACAGAUGAGGCCAUGUGUGCUAUUGAUAAAUGAGUAGACUCACAUACCAUGGCAGUCAUGCCUUUCAAGAAAUAAUAUAAUUACUGUAGAAGAUGGAAUGGCAAAGAAUGAAGCUGUUCACUAUAGCUGAACAUUGAAUGACGUACUUUGUUUAGUUUAAAGGGCUACAACAUUUUGGUUCACCCUAUAUUCAAUACAUCCAAAUGUAUGAGUAUGUAUCAAAAUGUGAGAACUGGUUAUCAAGUUUAAAUAAUUGUUUCCUGUGAAAUUUCAACUCAUG
Messenger RNA from Owenia fusiformis, 2939 nucleotides. The record is from the annotation of a GenBank genome assembly. NCBI's taxonomy places the organism in Eukaryota, Metazoa, Annelida, Polychaeta, Sabellida, Oweniidae.